Molecule: messenger RNA, 3340 nt
Organism: Dendronephthya gigantea
Lineage: Eukaryota; Metazoa; Cnidaria; Anthozoa; Malacalcyonacea; Nephtheidae
Product: cyclin-T1-like
Exons: 10
Coding region: 540-2546 (668 amino acids)
Biological process (GO): positive regulation of DNA-templated transcription, elongation; regulation of transcription by RNA polymerase II
Cellular component (GO): cyclin/CDK positive transcription elongation factor complex; nucleus
Molecular function (GO): cyclin-dependent protein serine/threonine kinase activator activity
Source: RefSeq, a predicted model, not a curated record
UCAACUUUGUGUUGGAGUAAUAUUUUAUACACGCAGUCGAUCUUCCCCGAUCGAAGCGGUCGGCGCUAGUGUUCCAUGUACGGGUAGCAGGUAAGAAAGCUACAAGUAAAUAUCCGCUCAGAUUCCUGUCAAGAUGGAAUAUUACCGUGGAGCAUGUUUUGCUUUGACAACUGAUGUAUAUUUUUUAUGACUUCGAAAGCUAUUUGACCUACAUUGAUCCAAAGGCAAGUAUAAAUUCGCAUUUUACGGUUCAACUUGUAGUGUAACGAAAACAAAGCUUAUGGUAAACAAAGGUAUCACGUGACCAGAAAUUCUCUAUUUUUGUGAAGUCGGUUUUGUCGUGUAAAUUCUAAGACGUUGUCGGAAAUUCGUUUGAAUAAGUCUCAGAGGAAUUUAGAAGUUUUAAACGAUGGCAAUGAAGUAAAAAGGUUUAAAACUUGCGGUUUUGUUGAUGUUUUGGUUUGGCUAAAUUUGCAGCCCUUCUCCGAAGGGAACGUCGUAGCUGUUGGACAUGCGCAAAACUGUCCAAUUCAAACAUCAUGGCGCUUGUUCACAGUGAAGGUCAGGAUCGUUGGUAUUUUUCAAAAGAAGAGUUGCAAAGAACGCCCUCUGUGCUUUCUGGAAUCGAUGUUGCGAAAGAGCUAAGUUAUAGGCAGCAGUCUGCUAACCUAAUUCAAGACAUGGGGCAGCGAUUACUAGUCUCACAGCUCACAAUCAAUACAGCAAUCGUCUAUAUGCAUAGGUUUUACAUGUUUCACUCGUUUCAUGACAUGAAUCGCAAUUCCAUUGCUCCAUGCUGUCUGUUUCUGUCUGCAAAGCUAGAAGAACAGCCAAGAAAACUGGAACAUGUUAUAAAAGUGGCAAAUAUUUGUCUUCAAAAGAAUGAACACCUUGAUCCAAAGAGUGAGGCAUACCUUCAACAGGCUCAAGACCUUGUCAUCAAUGAAAGCAUAUUACUUCAAACAUUAGGGUUUGAAUUGACUGUUGAUCAUCCUCAUACACAUGUGGUCAGAAUAACACAGUUAGUAAGAGCAAGCAAAGAUCUUGCCCAAACAUCGUAUUUCAUGGCUACAAACAGUCUUCAUCUCACACCUUUUUGUAUUGAGCACAAACCUUCUGUCGUCGCAUGUGUUUGCAUUCAUCUGGCUUGUAAAUGGUCCAACUGGGAAUUUCCUCGGUCUAGUGAUAAUAAGGAUUGGUGGGAAUAUGUGGAUCCUACAGUAACUAAACAAUCUUUGGACACAAUCUGUCAAGAGUUUUUGACUAUAAUCGAGAACUGCCCUAACAGGUUGAAGAGAAGAAUUAGCACUGUUACCAUUUACAAGGGGGGUCAUCGCCCCAAGACCGCCGGGGAGAAGUCCGGUAAAAAUGUUGCUCCAACAAAUGGUAACGCAUCAACUUCUAAAGAGGAAUCCUCCUCGAAGAGUGAAAAUUCAUCCAAAGGGGAACCAUCGAACAGCGAAUCGUUGAAAAGAGAUCAUUCGACGAAUAAUGAUUCAUCAAGUGCCAUUGAUACAUCUACGAAGCAAUUAAACGAACAAAUUUGUAAAAAGAAAAACAGCAAUGCAACGCUAACGAUCACUAGCAGUGCUGCUGUAGUGGAAACACCAACGUCCACAGUCGUGUUGCCUUCAUUGCCACCUCUAACUACAAGAUAUGCGAACGUAUCCAACUCGUCAAGUUCGAUGACUCAUGAAAACCAAGUUAAGAUCGCCAGUAAUAAUACUAAGAGCUCAGGUGGUAAUAAGGAUGAUAAAGUAAUUUCAGGAACCAAACACAAACAACGAGAGCAUGAUGAAUCGCUUACCCCUGCUAAGAAACUAAAAACAGUCCACUCCGGCUCGUCACAUAGCUCUCAGUCAAAACAUCCGUCCUCUUCAAAUCGACCGCCAUCUCAGUCUAAGCACAACAGCUCACACUUGCCAUCCAAACCAGGCUUUCAUUCCACCCCUGGUUCACAUCACAAAUUACCAACAAAGAGUGGCAGCACCAACACGGGCCAGCCUCAUCGUAGUUCUUCACCCAAACCAACAAUGAAAAGCAGUUCGGCUAACAGUUCUCAUGCACAUCGUACCUCCAGCAGUUCAGCUCAUGGAAAUAGUUCCACUCACUCGCAUCACAGCUCAAACAAACGUCACGGGCACUCAGCAAGCAGUCAUACAAAUUCUCACCCCAGUGGUAGUAAAUUACCAACAUUACAUAGACAUAGUGGCUCACCUUUAGAUGCUAAGAAAUCUAGCGGCGAUCGUCACAGACGUCCGUCAUCCUCCUUCAUGAAACCGAGGCCUGAUAUGCCAGCGUCGGCGGUACCAUCAAAUGACCGUUCUAGUGAUACAGAUAAAACAAAGAAAAAUGUAUCCGAGGAUUUUGCAUCUCCGCCUGGGCCGCAGAGAGUUCAGAAAUUUCCACCGCAACGACCAAUAAACAUCACUGAUAAAACUACGCAUCACGCGGGGCCACCCUUACCUUCAAGUGCACAAGCUACUCCACCACCGCCACCUUUACCAACAAAUCUGCCCCCGCCUCCACCACCACCACCAACGUGAUGUUUAAAAACAGCGUUGAAUUUGAAUCCAGGUUUGCGGUGUUUUUUGCUACGCGUGUGUUAUUACACUUUUUAGUGAUAUACAGGAGCCCUGUCUCUUUCGUUGCAACACAUUUCUUUAAAUGAAAAAUUCGUAUAGAGCUGUGGCCACUGUAGGGCGUCCUUAUAUCAGUAUUCAUAUUUAUCCGACCAAAUAUUGGAAAGGUGAUAUAUUUUAAACACAGGUUGCACAAAAUAACUCAUUGCAUUAAUACCAUCGAUGUUCUGGUUAUUGUAACGAUCGUCGACUGUAUUCGUCCACACAGCCAAUGUUCGUCGAUGAUGGAUACCGGUCCGGUGAUGGGUUCCUUCAUCUCGCAAAAUUGUGAAAUUAUGAAAUUAUUUUGUAGCGCUAUUCAGCAUGAUUUAGUCGCUUUCAUUCCCUUGCAUAUAACGUCGCGCGAAGCUUCCUAACCGUUAAACGUUAUUGGAGAGUUUAUAGGGCAAGAUCAUUAUAUAGGAGCAGGCUCACUAUAUUUCAAUCUUGGAAAAGAAUUAAUGUCUGAAAUUAAAACAACUGUUUGCAGUAAUCAAAAGCGUGAUUCGUUUUGUAUUAGAAUCAGAUCAUUUCUGGAAAUGAACUGUAAUGUGAUGAAACUCGCGUAGACAUGUAGUGAGUGCAUAAUGUGGUGUGGACAUUUGAACACUUGUAGUAACUCAGUGAAUAGAAUCCUGUUGGGUUUUGGUUAAAGAAAGAAUACACUGCCACUGUAUGUAAAAGGUUAUUUACGAAUAAUGAGCUACAUAUUUUCCAUA